Messenger RNA from Caenorhabditis remanei, 1248 nucleotides. RefSeq lists its product as uncharacterized. The transcript is spliced from 7 exons. The record is from RefSeq and is a predicted model, not a curated record. NCBI's taxonomy places the organism in Eukaryota, Metazoa, Nematoda, Chromadorea, Rhabditida, Rhabditidae. Bases 1 to 1248 code for a protein of 415 amino acids.
AUGUUCUCUACUGUUCUACUAGUUUGUCUUUCUGUCAUCGCCGUUCACGGUCAAAACGCGUAUGGUAAUAUCUAUGGCUACGACACUAGUAAUACCGGAAACUCGAACAGUGGCUUAUCUUUGGUGCAAAAUCCAAAUUACCAAUUUUUGAACGAUCAGCUAGCCAACGAAUACUCUCAAACAUAUCUUGAUCAACUUAGAAACUACGAACAGCAGAGUGGUUCUUCAAACUCUAAUGGUAUUGUGACAAGUUCCUCGAGCGUCCCUGCGAAUGGUUACUAUACCGGACCAGCAUUGUCUAACCAACAGCAGAAUCAAGUCAACUAUCAGCAGAUUGUUCAGAGAAACCCAUCGACAACCUCCAACAGUGGAUCUAGCAGUAAUAUUUAUGGGUACAACUAUAAUUCUAAUUCUGGAAGCAGUGGAAGAACAACAGGCAACAAUAACUACAAUAAUGGAGUGCAAUAUUCCGCUCCAAGCACUGCUCAACCAUAUAUCUACCCGUUCGGACAGUUCGCACCAUCCGGGUCUUCCAGCUCCAACCCAGUACUCCGUGAUCAGAGCUCCAAUUCAUUCAGUUCCACUGUCUCCCCACAAACCUCUUCAUCAGCCACCAACAAUAUUGGAACAGGAAACGUAUACACUGGACGUACCUACACAAUGUUUGAUCAACCACAAAACUCUCAAAUCGGAUAUACCAGCGCAUCUGAUCUGAAAACCACUAGACUCCGUGAUCAAGCUCCCCCAGCCACAUUGAACCUCCGUGGAACCGGACCACUCCCAGGACCAGUGCUCACCAGCUCCAAUGCUAACUCUCAAUUGUUCAGAGAUGCCGGAUCCAAUGAUAUCUACUAUGGAAAUGCGAACACCAACACCAACAACAACAAUGGCCAGGCAACCUACAGGUUCUCUUCCAGAUUUUUUGAUGUUGCUGGAAAUAACACAGAAAUGUAUUACCCAUAUCGCACCUCUACCAACUGGCAAACUGGAUCAUAUGGAACUCCUUCCGGAGUAUCAGGAGUUCAAUUUGAUCAAUCUGGAUCGUCUACUACAAUGAGUCCUACCGCGAGAUGCGCACUUUCCGAUCCCUACUGGUGCCAAGAAUAUGUGCAGAUCUAUUUGAGUUCCCGCCAACAAUAUGAGGGUGUUUCUACUCAACAAGCUUGUCCAUCCCUGAUUGCUUCACUUGCCUCGAGUUACAAUGGUUGUUGCAGUGCUGUUCGAGCCGCCGGCUGCUCCAUGUCAUAA